Molecule: messenger RNA, 1065 nt
Organism: Dibothriocephalus latus
Lineage: Eukaryota; Metazoa; Platyhelminthes; Cestoda; Diphyllobothriidea; Diphyllobothriidae
Source: the annotation of a GenBank genome assembly
AUGCUUCUUGGAUAUUCGGCCUCUGUCAUUGGCGACGAGAGUAGGUUGGACUCUCCAGCUCCGCGGCCGCUGUCUUUGCGUGUGGAUAGUCCCUCGCAGGGUGUCUCACGGCUCCUAGAUUUUGCGCACUACAAAGAGCUCGCCUUCUUUCCAACUCUGGGUCAGAGCAGCAUCUACAGUCUCACCGUCCUGCCCUCACGUCCCUCUGGAAAGGUGGACAAUGCAGCUGGCAAAUAUGAUAUAAUCGCAGCCUGCUUACUCUCUGUUGCUGACAUUGUAUGCAUUCGUGCUCUUUACGACUAUGCCAGCGAGGAGUACCUGGCAGGCGUGGGAUUUGAAGACGGUCAAAGUUUUUUUAAUAUUUACGGCGCGGAUACCCAGGAAAACUUGCCCGAAUGUUGCCUCUGCUUCUCUGACCUUCCCUAUGUCCCCCUCCAGGCUACACACUCUUAUUAUAUCUCUCCGAGUACCAAAAAACCACAAUGGGCGUUCUUCCUUGCUUGUGGCAAUCCUUGUCAUUCCCCUACCUCCUUUGGACCAACAGGCAGUCAGUUGCCCUCCUCCAUCCAGGUUUAUGCUCGACUUGGAGAUUGUAGAGGUUGCAAGACCGAUUUGGGCUCCGAGGAUCCCCUGGCACUGUCCAGCAGUCCACCCGACCAGUCUGUUACUGACUCGGUCUCCAGCAAUGGUGGUGGUUUCAAGCUCACAGUGGAGGCUUCUGGUACCAGCCGCCAGUCCUCCUACUUGGUGAAUAAGGUGUACGGAGAGCUGGACCUCGCCUCCACCAUCUCACUCUUCCCUGAAAUCAAGUGUGUUCCCGCCUCCAUGGUCACCUACAUGGACUUUGUGAUGCUGAAAACGGAUCCGCCCGUGAGGCUGUCUGCUUUUGGUUGCAUUGACGGCUGGUUCGGCGUGGGCAUCACGGACAUCAGCAAGCCAGUGUUGCUGCACUUCUUUUCGGGCUCGCACGACUCUCCCAUCACUUGUGUCAAGCUGUUCAAGCAGUUUCCCGAGGAACCAUCUUCGCAUCCCCUGGGCUCUCAAGGUAUCAUCUUAGCUUUUUAA